Messenger RNA from Onychomys torridus (southern grasshopper mouse), 1734 nucleotides. It is a transcript of the gene Tmem82, whose product is annotated as transmembrane protein 82. The coding region runs from base 328 to 1398 and encodes 356 amino acids. NCBI's taxonomy places the organism in Eukaryota, Metazoa, Chordata, Mammalia, Rodentia, Cricetidae. The record is from RefSeq and is a predicted model, not a curated record. The transcript has 7 exons.
UCCGAGUGCUGGGAUUAAAGGCGUGUGCCACCACUGCCCGCCCCAGCCUAAAUCUUAAGGGGAUUCUAAACCCCCUUUCUCUGCUGCGUAUAGAAGCUAGACUACUAGAUAGAUCUCAGACGGGGCAACAGCCUGAAGAGACCUAGUGCUGUGGGGAAGACCCUGUGCUUUGGGAACCUGAGUGGAAAGGGCCGACUCACUCUUCAGGUUGAGUGCGGGCCACACCUGAGUCUGGGAAGGCCAGAGACACCUUUGACCAGUGAUGUCAUUGGGUCUGUCCCAGCGCAGACCCGGCCCGAGGCUGGGGCUGGAUUCCUGGAGGCUGCCAUGUUCUCCCUCCCUUCCCUCUCCUCCUGGCUCCCCAGCCUCCCUUCCUUUGACUGGGGUUCCAGUCUCUUGGACAGCCUCCUGCAAGGCCUGAUCGCGGCCCUUGGAGUCUCGGUUCUCAACAGUCUCCUGAAAGUUUACUUCUUCGUGGCCUGUGUCAAUGACCCCCAGCGGCAGACCCAUAAGCAGCGGCUGCGAGCACAAUGGGCCUCACUGGAGACAGUGCACCUGGCUGGUCUGACCCUGUUCCUGAUGGUGGUAGGGGCCCGAGUAGCCGCCCUGGUGGUACUGGAGUUCUCCCUCCGGGCUGUAUCCACAGUGUUGUCCCUGGGCAAGGGCUCGGGAGAGAAGGAGCAGCUCCAGCUCUUCCUGGUGUGUCAGUUCUCACUGGGCUGUGGGCUGACCUGUGGCCUGAGCUUCCUACAGGAAGGAGCUCCACAUCGCACCCUGAACCUGCUGCUGAGCCUGGGGCUGGCCGCGCUGUUUGGCUUGGGUGCCCGGCGCUUCCGCCGACAUGUCUGCAGCCUCUACGAGUUGCACAGCGGUCAGCGUUAUUGUGGGGUCUGCCUGGGCCUGCUGGCUGGCCAGCAUGGCCUGCCCAGGCUCCUGGGCCGCACUCUGGCAGUGGCCUUUGCUGUGAGUGACCUGGCAGCAGUGGCCCUCAUCAACCAGGACUUCCUGAAAACAUCAGAGGCCAUGCGCUUCUGGACGCCACUCACCAUCUGCUACACGCUGCUGGUCAUCUACAUGCAGGAGGAGCAGCGGCAGCAACGCUUCAGCCUGCAGGGCCAGGUCCAGACGGUGCUGGUGCGCAUGGGUGGCCUCUUCAUUUUGUUGAUGACUGUGGGCCGGUGGCUGGACCUCCUUGGUGUCCUUGUCUCGCUUUUGGGUGAGCUCUGGUGCCUUGCAGGUGUUCGCACCCUAAUCGACCUCUGCCAGAUACAGGGCUUUCCAUCCCAGAGGCCUACAGUAACAGCAGCAGUAACACCAGGAAGGGUAUCAACAGUGUCAGAUCCAUGCGAGCCCCGGCCUUCCACACCUGCCCUGUCCACAAGCGAGGCCCUCUCCUGACCUGCCCUAUGGAGGACUCAAAGUCAGUCUCAGGCCUACACAGGCCUUGACCACAAGAUGUGGCCUGGAGACUGGGUGGUAGAGCUGGUUCCCACCUAGACCAGCUCUGGGCAGGCCAUUGAGGCCCUGGAGAAAGGGGACAGCUAGAGCCAGGGACCUGGGAAGGUGGGGACGUGAAGGCCCCUGAGUAAAUCCCUCUGUCUUGAAGAUGGGCCAUGGAUACAGCUUCAUCAGACCCGCCUUUCCUGGCCAGGCUGGAGGACAGACAAGGACUAUGACCUCAGAAUGGCCCCCUGCCCCUUGCCACCCCUCCCCCCUUGCUUUCCACAAACAAUA